Penicillium verrucosum is the source of this 429-nucleotide messenger RNA. RefSeq names its product putative MFS transporter. Gene Ontology annotation, molecular function: transmembrane transporter activity. The transcript is spliced from 2 exons. The coding region runs from base 1 to 429 and encodes 142 amino acids. NCBI's taxonomy places the organism in Eukaryota, Fungi, Ascomycota, Eurotiomycetes, Eurotiales, Aspergillaceae. Gene Ontology annotation, biological process: transmembrane transport. The record is from RefSeq and is a predicted model, not a curated record.
AUGGGAUACACCAAUGCUGGUCCCCUGGUUGGGAAUAUCUGUGUAGUGUACGGCGGGUUCCUCAGUAAUGGGUCCAUUUUGUAUUACACAAAACGGAACAAGGACUACCACGAGCCCGAGAUGCGGUUGUACAUCCUACGUCUUCCGGCUGUUUUUAUGUGCGCCGUUUGUACUAAUACCCAUUUCUUGAUCACCGGUGACGCUUUCACUGUUGUGGCGCUCAUGCGCAACGCAGUCAGUAUCGCAAUUCCAUUCGCGACCACCCCAUGGAUCCAGUGCAAUGGUAUCCAGAAUAUGUUCAUGGAGUGUGGAAUGAUGAGUUUAGCCAUUAGUGGCAUGAUCAUCCCAAUGGUGAUUUGGGGGAAGUCUACUCGGCGCGCAUUGACAAAGCGGUAUCUUGAUAUCGUGGAGCGUGGCCAUGCUGUUUGA